Pelobates fuscus (common spadefoot toad) is the source of this 2236-nucleotide messenger RNA. It is a transcript of the gene WRNIP1, whose product is annotated as WRN helicase interacting protein 1. The record is from RefSeq and is a predicted model, not a curated record. Gene Ontology annotation, biological process: DNA repair; DNA-templated DNA replication; DNA synthesis involved in DNA repair. Gene Ontology annotation, cellular component: nucleus. Gene Ontology annotation, molecular function: single-stranded DNA helicase activity; ATP hydrolysis activity; ATP binding. The transcript has 8 exons. NCBI's taxonomy places the organism in Eukaryota, Metazoa, Chordata, Amphibia, Anura, Pelobatidae. The coding region runs from base 93 to 1826 and encodes 577 amino acids.
UCCGGGGCUGCGCCCAUCCAUUGACAAGUGAGAGGCAGAGCAGGAAGAGCGAGUUCAUAAAUCUUCUGCCCCUGUAGGUGUGAAAGGUUAUCAUGGAUGAUGCUAUAGGAACACCGACAGAUGACAGCACAGAUAAAUUGGUACACUGUCCAGUAUGUGACCUGGAAUUAUUAGCUACAGCUAUCAACUCCCACCUUGAUAACUGCCUGCAAGUAAAGCCCAUAGAGGGGGUGGCAAGUAAGAAAAGACGCCUCUCCUCCCCUGAGGAUUCAGGGAUGUCAGAAAGUGCCCAACCUCUUAAGAGGCUCUCAAAUGCACCCAACUUUCCUCUUUUUCACAAACCUAAAUCUUCUGAUGGACCGUCUGAAGAACCUUCCUUUGCUGUUCAAUCUUCCAGAACACCAGAUUCGAAAAAUAAACAUGCAGAAUCACAUAUACCAUCUAAUUCAGACUGUCUACAAAAACAAGAGGACUGGCUGCUGCAAUCUACUAGCUUAAUCCAGGGAGACCAACCCAAAGAAAAGAGCUUGGCAGAGAAAUUGGAUGGCAAACCAUUGGCAGACAAAAUGAGACCUUGCAGUCUGCAAGAUUAUAUGGGGCAAAAUAAGGUUCUAGGAGAAAAUACAAUGCUCAGGACUCUGCUACAGUCCAAUGAAAUUCCAUCUAUUAUACUUUGGGGGCCUCCAGGAUGUGGCAAGACCACUCUCGCUCAUAUUAUUGCCAAGAAUGCCAAGAACAACAACAUUCGAUUUGUGACAUUAUCGGCAACAAGUGCUUCGACAAAUGAUGUUCGAGAAGUCAUUAAACAAGCCCAAAAUGAACAAAGGUUUUGCAAGAGGAAAACGAUCCUUUUUGUGGAUGAGAUUCAUCGCUUCAAUAAGACGCAGCAGGACACGUUCCUGCCCCACGUGGAGUGUGGAACGAUAACCCUUAUUGGGGCCACAACAGAAAACCCGUCUUUCCAGAUAAAUACUGCUCUUUUGAGCCGCUGUCGGGUAAUUGUCCUGGACAAGCUGUCUGUGGAAGCGAUGGAGGCUAUUUUGAUGCGAGCUGUAGAGUCUUUGGGAAUCAGAGUCCUAAGUGAGGAUCAACAGCCUGGCUGCAGUGGCAGCAAUGUUUCAGAAACACCAAUGUAUGUGGAGCAGAAAGCGUUAACUACUCUAGCCCACCUCUGUGAUGGGGAUGCCAGGACAGGACUAAAUGGCCUACAGCUGUCUGUGCAAGCCAGGCUUGCAGCAGGAAAAGAUGCUUCUAAUUAUGACAUGGUUAUCAAAGAAGAACAUAUUAAGGAAGGAUUACAGCGCUCACACAUCCUCUAUGAUCGGGCUGGAGAGGAGCACUACAACUGCAUCUCUGCACUUCAUAAGUCUAUGAGAGGGUCUGACCAGGAUGCCUCUCUGUAUUGGCUGGGGCGAAUGCUUGAGGGAGGCGAAGAUCCACUAUAUGUGGCUAGACGGUUAGUAAGGUUUGCCAGUGAAGACAUAGGACUAGCUGAUCCCUUGGCCCUACCACAAGCAGUGUCUGCUUACCAAGCCUGCCAUUUUAUUGGAAUGCCUGAAUGUGAUGUGAUACUAGCUCAAUGUGUGAUGUAUUUGGCCCAGGCUCCAAAGUCAAUAGCAGUAUACAGUGCAUAUGGCAAGGUGAAAGACUGUUUGAAGAACCACAAGGGGCCUCUACCACCUGUUCCGCUACACUUGAGAAACGCACCAACCAAACUAAUGAAAGGCCUAGGUUAUGGGAAAGGCUAUAAAUAUAAUCCUAAAUACAGUAAACCAGUAGUGCAAGACUACCUGCCACCAGAGAUGAAAGGGAUCAAAUUUGUUUAAUUAUAUUAGCCCACUGUUGUAUGAACAUAUGUCUGUGCUGUUAUGUGUUUUUCUUUUUUGUAAUUCUUUCUAAUCAUACAUAAAAAGGUAGACUAUGUACUUGACUCUUCUAACCGAAAGUUAAAUAUGAAAUGUUUAAAGAUUACCGUUCCUGCCACUAAUAUUAUCAGAGUUCUUGUUUCUUCUUGUGUAUUUAACAUCUCUGUUCCAGCAACACCAAUAGAUUAGUAAUGUAGUUAUAAUUAUUGAAAUAGCAACUGUCAUAACUUAAUUAUUUUAAUAUUAUGCUUUUUUAUUUCCUAUAUUUAACAAAUAUGUGUUUGUGAGAUCUGAAAAAUAAGGUCUCUAUCCUGAACUCUCCAACUUGACUGCCUGUCCAUCUUUGUAAUUAAAAACAAAAAAAACAAAAA